CGCCUUAUCACAUGACAGACAAACCACGCCCCUCCCUUGCGUGUUGCUUUGUAUGAUUGACACCUCAGAAUGGAUGAUCACGUGUGCUCUCUGACCCGGAAGUGCAGCGCUGAGGGAGCGAGAGCGAGAGAGUGACAGGAGACCGGAGCCGACUCAGGAGACAACCAUGUUGGUGGGGGAGAGGCGCAAUGGCAACCUUCUGGUACAGCUGGGUCCAAAGCUGCAGGCUCAGCCAGAGGAAUUGCUGCGCCAGAGGUGGAGCCCAGAUGGAUACACAGAGUAUUUAAUUCGCUGGGCUGUGCAGAACCUGGAGGAUGGAGCCAGAGGAAAUGGAGCAGUUUCUCAGACUGAGAGCAAAACUCAGAAUAUCUUGAUGUGGAUGUCUGCUGAGGAGGUGUAUGCCAAUUGCCCCACUCUGCUGGGGAAGCGCAAGCUUGAGGGGUUGGGGGUCCCAGAGGAAAAGGCAUGUGGGGCUCCAGAGGAAGCAGCACUGAUGGAGAUGAGCGAGGACGUUCGGAUGCUGGUACAGAGGGCUGCCAGACAGAUGUCCCACAGCAGCGGCCCUGACUCUUCUAUUCUCAACACCAUUCAUGUACUGAGUGCUUAUGCCAGCAUUGGAUCCCUGGCUGGAGUCUUCAAGGAGACUGGAGCCCUUGAUCUUUUAAUGAAGAUGCUCUGCAACCAGGAGAAACAGAUACGCAAAAAUGCUGGCAAAAUGUUGCGCGCCUUGGCAUCACAUGAUGCAGGAAGCAGGGCUCAUGUCUUGCUGUCUCUCAGUCGCCAGGAUGGGAUAGAACAGCACAUGGACUUUGAGAGUCGUUACACUUUGCUGCAGCUUUUUGCCGAGACCACCAGUUCGGAGGAGCACUGCAUCUCAUUUGAGGGGAUUCACUUGCCUCAGAUUCCUGGGAAGCAGCUUUUCUCCCUGGUGAAGCGAUACCUGUGUGUAACAUCUCUGCUGGACCAACUGAGUACUGACCGCCCUGAUACAGACAAGACAACCCGUCAACGUCGCCAGUUUGACUUUAGCAUGGCAAUGGGAAGCCUCAUCUGUGAGCUUGUGAGGGUCAUGGGAUGGGUCAGUGAACGGACUCCUGACACCAAUAUCCCUAAUGAAGAGACCCAGCCUCGUAUUGUCCGAUCAAUAUUUCAGCCCAAAGCACAGAGCUGUUCCAGCAUCCAAGUAGCUGCUCUGACCUCCUCUCGCCCUUCAGCUCCAAAGAAAAAACAGGCAAAAGAGUUCAUGAGCCCCUCUGAUUUCCCUUCCAGAAAUGCCUAUGUAGAUUAUAUACAGGAGACCCUUAAACCUGGAAUGACGGUCAAGAUGCUGGAGGAUUAUGAUGAGAUCAGUACUGGAGAUGAAGGAGUCUUCCGGCAAAGCAAUAAUGGCAUGCCCCCUGUUCAGGUUAUGUGGCGCUCUACGGGACGUACAUAUUGGGUACACUGGCACAUGGUGGAGAUUAUUGGCUCUGGAGACCAAGCAGAAGAAGACAGCCAAGAAAAGGUGCCCACGUUAACUGAUAGUCUGAAGGUGCCACCAGUGUCCCAGACAUUCCAAUGCAAACCCUUGGGUGGUCUGUACAUGCUUCCUUACCUGGUGGGGGCUUCUUAUGUGGAAACUGCAACUCUCCGACAGGAGGAGUGGUGGCAACUUCUUUUCUUCAUCAAGAGACUGGAAGCUCAGGAGCAGCAGGAGGUUUUGGAAAUCAUAACACAGAACCUGACUGACAAGCCAUCAGAUCUGGAUGAUCUUGCACUCAGUCCAGUGCCCAAGGAGGUGGCUCAGAAGAUCCUCCAGUUUUUAAUCGAUCGUUGCCAGGGUUGUAUUCUCAGCGACCUCCAGAGCUCACAAAUAUAUGUCAAGUACUCCCUACGCACACAGGCUGUAGAGCCACAGAGCUCACACUCAUUUCUCAAAGAAAGCCCUGUGCAGGGAGGACUUCAGUCAAAGAAGGCAAGAGCAGAGGACUCCAACAGCACAGAUAUGCCAGGGACCCAUACUACCACAGCUAAGAUUUCUGACCUCCAGCUUCUAAAUGAUCUUCUCACAUUGGAGGGGCUUCAACAUGCUGACCAGACAGAUAAGAGCAAAGGACAAAGUGGAGGGUUUGGGACAAGUAAAGUGCCGCAGCCUGGGACCUCCCUGGAAAUGUUAGUAGAUAUCCUGGAGAAGGUAAAGCGGAGGGUCUGCGGUGCUGAAAGCCUAGACUUCAUCAUCCAAAUCAUAAAGCAGCAGUCGGGUGAGGAGGCGCAAGCAACAAAAGCAGAUGGGCGUGCCUCUAUCAGAGAGAACCUAGUGAAGAUGCUGGUGGAGCUUCUAACCAGUCAAAUGAAGGACAAACUGCUAGUUGUCACAUGUCUUCAACUGACGUAUAUUUUGAUGGCUAAGUAUGAUUGGAGGGUCCUGUUUGCCACUGAAGGAGGAGUGCGUGCAGUGCUGGGGUGCAUGCAGGAACAUCAGUCUUCAGCAGCAGUCCAACACGCUGGCCUUUCUGUCAUGAAGGUACUGACUGGUGUGGGUAACUGUGAGCUGCAUGGGGGCCCUCGCCGUUACUCCCUAAAUACCUCAGAUGCCCAGGUUAUCAAAGAAAUAUUCACCAGUAUUGGAUCUGCUGCCAGUGGAAACUCGCCCAGCCUUCUGAGGGCCCUUCCUGGGGCUAUUAGUAAAAUGCUGGCAUCCCCAGGAUGUCUGCCAUCUGCAUACAAUGGUCUCCUGGUGGUGCACAUGCUGACAGAGAAUCACAGCGGGCUUCUGGAACAAAUGGUGAACUGUGAUCUUUCAGCUGUCCUACAGAGUUUUGUGGUGGAUCCCAGUGACUCACUGAACUGGAAACUGGAUAUUAUGGUGCAGAAACAGCUGGGGGAGUUGUUAAAGAACAAGCCAGAGGCAGAUUCAGAGGCCACAGAACGUGUGCAGACCCUUGCUGUUCAGGAAAUGGAUUCACCAGCCUUGUUGUGCAGUCUAAAGGACCCACAGUUGUGCAAGGAGCUUCUACCUGCCCUGGAACGGUGUGUUUGUGACAACGUUUCCUCUAUGCGAUGCCAUGUUCCUCAGCUUCUUACAGACUCAGACUUCUUUCUACAGCUCCUGAGCUGCCUGGAGCAAUUAAGGGGAGAGAAACGCCUGCAGCUCUCUGUUUUCAGGAUCCUGAAUAAGGCCCUGGAUUUCUACCAGGAGGAUGGACUUCCCUGGCACAAAAGCAUUGAGCCCUGUUUGACUUCCCUCGGGAGUUCUGGCAGUGACCAGGAGGUUCUGCAGGAAGUGGUCACUUUCCUCAACCGUUUGGCCUCCACAAAUAAAGACUAUGCCGUAGUGAUGUGCCGCCUCGGUGCCAAGGAUAUUCUCAGCAAAGUGCUGGAGAAGCAGAGCUCUGCCCUCCUGCAGGCAAAUGAGCUGAAAGACCUACUGGCCGACUGCGAGAAAUUUGCCAGCCUCUACCAGAAGAUGGCAACCAGCAUCCUUGCAGGGUGUAUCCAGAUGGUUCUGGGGCAGAUUGAAGAGCACAGACGCAACCAGCAGCCAAUCAAUAUCCCUUUCUUUGAUGUGUUUCUGAGAAACCUGUGCCAAGGCUCUAGUGUGGAAGUGAAGGAGGACAAAUGUUGGGAGAAAAUUGAGGUCUCCUCUAACCCUCAUCGAGCUAACAAGCUGACUGAUGGGAACCCCAAAUCUUACUGGGAAUCCAAUGGGAGUACUGGAUCCCACUAUAUGAACAUCUUCAUGCACCGUGGAGUGGUCGUCAGACAGCUGUUCAUGAUUGUGGCCAGUGAAGAUUCCAGUUACAUGCCAGCUCGCCUGGUAGUUAUGGGAGGGGAGAAUGCAUCCUGCAUCAAUACAGAGCUGAAUGCCGUGAACAUUUCCAGCACAGCUGGCCGUGUCCUACUGCUUGAGAAUGUCACUCGCUUCUGGCCCGUCAUCCAGAUCAAGAUCAAGCGCUGCCAGCAGGGUGGAAUUGACACCCGUGUGCGGGGCCUUGAAAUCUUAGGGCCAAAACCAACCUUCUGGCCAGUGUUUAAGGAGCAGCUCUGCCGCCGAACAUUUCUCUUUUACACAAGCAGAGCUCACAGCUGGGGGCAGGAGAUUCGGGAGAAGAGGGAGAAUCUAUUGCAGCUCUUCCGAAGGCUGAACCGCACACUGACGCACGAACAGGAGUUUGCUGAUCGCUUCCUUCCAGAUGAUGAGGCGGCACAGGCUUUGGGUCGGACAUGUUGGGAGGCAUUAAUUGCCCCCCUGGUGCAGAGUGUAACUACCCCAGAUGCUGGAGGGAUGAGCCCCCUGCACUGGCUUCUCACAAAGUAUCUGGACAAUGUACGGCUUUCUAAGCGCCUCAAGUCUCUUUCCUCUGUCUUCAACUCCCGUGUGCGUAGGCUGACGCACCUCCUGGUCCAUGUGGACAUGAGUCUCCCAGACACAGAGGCCCUGAAACCCCCCAGUAAAACCAGUAAGAUGAACACAGAUGAGAAAAGUCCAGAUUCCGCCUCUUCACCAUCAAGGGGCAAUAUUUCUCUCCUGAGCACCAUGACGGGGAUAGCUGAAUGCUGGCAAGGGGUAGUACAGAAGCAGGUCCAGAGGUUCCUGGAGGUGUCAUGGAACAACACGGAUCUGGUUCCUCGGUUCUGCUCUCUGUACCUGGAGCUCAGACAGGCCAUGGAGGAGCUGUUCGGGCAGCAGACCCUUUUUCUUCUGUCUCUCCGCCAAGGAUUCUGUGAGGGGCUCCUGCAGCUCUCCUUCUUAACCGCACUGCAUAUAACCGAGCAAUUUGCUCGCUACAUCGAUUGCAGGAUGCAGGAGAUCCGUACGGAUUAUUAUAACCUGCAGUCGCUUAGUCAGUUGCAACAGUUCCUAGAGUUUGUGCUUUUUAUUUCUGACCUGGAACUGGCUAAUUCCUUUGAACACUUUUACAGGCAUUACCUUGCCGAUCGCCUCCUCUCAUUGGGCCCCUCGUGGUUGGAGAGCUCUGUGGUGGAUCACAUCGGGAUUUGCUUCCCAAACAGAUUUCCCCAACAGAUGCUGAAGAAUCUGCAGGAAGCCGGUGAUCUACAGAGAGAGCAGCAUCUGUUUAGCCUGCAAGAAAUGGACACCAGCCUGCUGUCUGAUGAGGAGGAGGAGGUCAUGGAGGAGGAGGAGGAGUCUAUAGCUAGCCACCAUUUGGGGGAGGAGCCAGUAGUGCACAUUGCAGUCUUGUCCCCACGGUGCUGGGCAAUACCUUCUCUUUGCUACAUGGAGGAUCCUACCAAAUAUUUCACAGAAUCACUCAGCCAGCCACUGAACUGUUUCAAGGACUUUUAUACAAAAAGCCAGUCUCUGCAGGGAUCCGAUCUUUCUCUGAGCCGCAGGUUGCAAUGGACAUGGUUGGGGAAUGCUGAGGUGCAAUAUGGAAGUUUGACCCUCCAAGUUUCAACUCUGCAGAUGUUUGUCUUGCUGCUGUUUAACCAGCGUGAGGAAGUUUCAUAUGAGUCCAUAAUUGAGGCUACUGGCCUGUCCCGGGUCCUUAUAGGUCACGCACUCUCUCCACUCACUGCUAAGGGUGCCAUUCUGACCUACAACCAAGAGGAAGGAUGUCUGCGUGUGAACGGGGAGACAAGGAGUGAACGAUUGGCAGGAAAGGUCCAGCGCUUACUUCCCAGACAGACCUACCUGAACGUGGAGGAAGAUGAGGGGAGGACACUAGAGAGGAAGAGGAACGUUAUCUUUUGCCAGAUUACCCAGAUAAUGAAGGAGGAGAAGGAGCUGCACAUUGAUAACCUGGUGUUCAGGGUGAUUGAAGCCUGUCAGAAAAUGGAGUCUGGCCGAAACCUCAAGUUCCUGAGCUUUGGAUGUAGCCACACUGACGUCCUGUCUUGUAUCAUGCACCUAAUCAGCCAAGGCUACGUGCGGCGAAGUGAGGACAGGCCCCAUAUACUGGAGUAUCUCUCUAAGGACCCAUCCACCCCACAUAAAGGAAAAGCCCAUAUCAGCUUUCAAAGCCCGGGCAGAAAGAGACCAGGUCAUAGCAGCAUUCUCUCCGCUCCAAGCUCCAGUGCAGGGACAGAGCAGGGGGUUCUGGAGACUGUUCUCCUCCCUAUGGGGCGCACCUUAAGCCAGGAGGAAGUAUGGGCACUGAUGUGCCAGACGGUGACCCAAGUUUCCCAGACACUAAGCAUAAGCCCUGAUACAGCUCAGCAUCUGCUCAUUCACUGUAAGUGGAAUGUGGAUCUCCUGCUGCAGAAAUACACAGAAGAACCAGAACUGCUUCUCAUUUCCUCUGGACUACAAGUGCGGGACUCUCAGCAGCCAGAAAGCCCACAGCCUACCUGUCCCGUGUGCGUAAACCCCUUAAACCCAAAAGAAAGUCACCCAACUCUGUGCUGCCAGCACUUAUGCUGCAAGAACUGCUGGAAGGAGUAUCUGACAACUCGAAUUGAACAAAAUUUGGCACUGAACUGCACCUGCCCGACCACAGACUGCCUGGCACAGCCCACAUCUGAAUUCAUCGGUUUGAUCAUUACCUCCAAGGAGGUCAUAGAGAAGUAUGAGAAGACUCUCCUGCGAGGUUUUGUAGAGAACUGUUCCAACCUGACGUGGUGCACAAACCCACAGGGCUGUGACCAGGUCUUGUGUAAGGACGGACUGGGCAGUGGAGCAGCCUGUACCAAGUGCUCCUGGAUCUCCUGCUUUAACUGCAGCUUCCCAGAGGCUCAUUACCCGGCCAGCUGCAGCCACAUGUCUCAAUGGAUGGACGAUGGUGGGUUCUAUGAGGGAAUGACUGUGGAGGCGCAAAGCAAACACCUGACAAAGCUGAUUUCCAAACAUUGCCCCAGCUGCCAGGCACCAAUUGAGAAGAACGAGGGAUGCCUACAUAUGACCUGUGCCAAAUGUAACCAUGGAUUCUGCUGGCGGUGCCUGAAGCCUUGGAAACCGACCCACAAGGAUUAUUACAACUGUUCUGCUAUGGUCAGUAAAGCCGCACGCCAGGAGAAGAGGUUCCAGGAUUACAAUGAGAGAUGUACAUUCCAGCACCGUGCUAAGGACUUUGCAGUCAAUCUGCGCAACCGGCUCAGUGUUCUAAGGGAGGAGCCACCGUUACGCACACUGACCUUCCUGAUCACCGCAUGCAGAGUACUGGAGCAGAGCCGCAAGGUUCUGGGAUACGCCUGUGUGUACAGUUACUACAAUCAGGAUUCGGAGCGUCUGGAUGUGCUGGAAUCUCAGACAGAAAAUCUGGAGCUUCAUGUCAGCGCUCUGCAGAUCCUUCUUGAAAACAGCCUGUUACAGUGUGAGGACUUGGCCUCCUGCGUGAGACUGCUAAGUGCCGAUAAGUACAACAGUGGCCUGGAACUAGUCAGAAGAGUGCAGGAGAGACUGAGGGGCAUCCUACAGCACUCUACCCAGGAUUUCCGUCUGGGGUUCCUGUCCCAGCCUGAUCAGAAAGAAAUUAAACUUUCCAAUGUACCAGCUCCAGUGACAAACCUGCCUGCAGCCAUAAAUGCUGCUGACGGAGCGUCCGACUCGGGGGACACAGCAGGGGAGCAAGAUGAUGAAGAUGGCGAUUAUGUACAGGACUGGCAUGAGGAGUAUGACGAUGACUUGGAUGAAGAUGAUUUCUCUUAUGAUGAAGAUGAUGAGUCUGAGAAUUUUGAGCCUGACUCCUUUAUCUUUGAGGAUGAUGAUGCUCAGGCCUAUUAGCUAUGCCACUAACAGGGUGCGGUUGCUUGCCCCAAAGCUUCCUACUGCUUUACCCCCCAGCCCUCAUACCCCCGGUCCUGCUAUGUUUCAUUACCCUGCCUAUUGCAUAAACCAAUUUUCUUGCCCCCAACACAAGCUUGUUGCCCCAGAGUGCCUCAGAAGUUGUAACAAGUUUGUGGCACAGGGUGGAGUUAAUUACCUAUAAUUCACAGAUUAACGACCCGGCCGGGAAUUCUAUACAUUUAUAUUUAUAAUUAGAAUUAUUUUUAUUAUUAAAUUCUUCUUUGUUUUUCCUGA
Messenger RNA from Xenopus laevis (African clawed frog), 7960 nucleotides. RefSeq names its product cullin 9 L homeolog (gene cul9.L). Gene Ontology annotation, molecular function: zinc ion binding; ubiquitin protein ligase binding. Lineage: Eukaryota; Metazoa; Chordata; Amphibia; Anura; Pipidae. The record is from RefSeq and is a predicted model, not a curated record. Gene Ontology annotation, cellular component: cytoplasm. Gene Ontology annotation, biological process: ubiquitin-dependent protein catabolic process; protein ubiquitination. The transcript has 41 exons. Bases 167 to 7663 code for a protein of 2498 amino acids.